UUCUGACACUAGUGACUCUCUAGUGAUAAGACGACGAGCAACUAAUUCCCGUGAAUCCCGUGUAUCCCGUGUCGUUGUUGCCUGACACUUCAUGCGCAAGAAGCAGUAAACCGGCUUAACCUCUGUUAUUAUUGAAUACUAAAAAUAAUUAUAAGUAUAAAAUCUUACGAUGGCAGCUUUUGAAGAAAUGGGAGUUUUGCCUGAGAUAGCCAAAGCCACGGAGGAACUGGAGUGGACCCUUCCAACGGACGUUCAGGCCGAGGCUAUUCCAUUGAUUCUGGGUGGUGGUGAUGUUCUUAUGGCUGCAGAAACUGGGAGUGGUAAAACAGGAGCAUUCUGUCUACCCAUUCUCCAAAUUGUUUGGGAAACAUUAAAAGAUUUAGAGUCUGGAAAAGGUUCUUCACAGUCUACCGCUCGAGCUUCCCAAAGUACUCAAUGGGGACUCAGCCUGUUUGAUAGGGGUAAAGCCAUGGCUGUAACACCCGACGGCUUGCGUUGUCAAAGCCGAGAACAAAGAGAAUGGCAUGGUUGUCGUGCCAAUAAAGGAGUUCAAGGCGAAGGCAAAUUUUUCUAUGAAGCUACAGUCACUGACGAAGGCCUGUGCAGGGUUGGAUGGUCGAUGUCUCAGGCAAGUCUAGAUCUGGGAACUGACAAAUUCGGAUUCGGCUUUGGUGGCACAGGCAAAAAGUCUAACGCCAAACAAUUCGACAGUUAUGGAGAGCCUUUCGGCAUGCACGAUGUAAUCGGAUGUCUUUUGGAUCUCGAAAAGGGGGAGAUACGUUUCACAAAGAACGGCGUCGAUCUGGGUCAGGCAUUCGUUCUAAAUGCUCAACAGAAAGGACAAGCUUUUUAUCCAGCGGUUGUUUUGAAAAACGCUGAAAUGUCGUUUAAUUUUGGAGCACAACCGUUUAAGCACGGUCCGCCGAGCGAUUUCGUGGCAGUUUCGGCUGCACCGAAAAAUUUAACGAUUCCAAAUCCUGUCAGUUCUGCUCAGAGUCGAGAUACGAAUUCGAAGCCCCUUAACAACGCCCCUCAAGCGAUCAUCAUUGAGCCAUCGCGAGAACUUGCUGAACAAACAUACAACCAAAUACAGAAGUUCAAAAUCCACGUGAAAAAUCCAUCGGUCAAAGAGCUACUCGUGAUAGGUGGCGUUAACGUAAAAGAACAGAUUGCCGUACUGAAUUCAGGAGUCGACAUAGUAGUUGGAACCCCCGGACGUCUUGAAGAUCUCAUCCAGGGCGGUUACCUAUCAUUGACAAAUUGCAGAUUUUUCGUCCUCGACGAGGCUGACGGUCUUUUGAAACAAGGCUACACCGAGAUGAUCAAUCGACUCCACAGGCAGAUACCGAAAAUAACGAGUGAUGGAAAAAGACUGCAAAUGGUCGUUUGUUCGGCAACGUUACAUGCCUUCGAGGUCAAGAAAAUGGCGGAACAACUGAUGCACUUCCCGACUUGGGUCGAUCUCAAGGGAGAAGAUGCUGUGCCUGAAACCGUGCACCAUGUUGUGGUGAUGGUUGAUCCUCAGACCGACAAAUCCUGGGCUAACCUACAUCGACACAUAGAGACCGAUGGUGUCCAUUAUCGGGACAAUAUACGACCUGGCAACAACACCGCAGAAACUCUUUCGGAAGCAGUUAAAAUUCUAAAAGGAGAGUAUUGUGUUCGUGCAAUCAGGGAGCAUAAAAUGGAUCGUGCUCUCCUUUUCUGUCGUACGAAGAUAGACUGUGACAAUUUGGAGCGUUAUUUGAAACAAACCGGGGGCAACGAAUUUUCGUGCGUUUGUUUGCACGGAGAUAGGAAACCGCAAGAGCGUAAAGCUAAUUUGGAAAAAUUUAAGAGACAGGAAGUCAAGUUCUUGAUAUGCACGGACGUCGCUGCUAGAGGCUUGGACAUAACGGGAUUGCCCUUCAUGAUAAACAUCACUUUACCUGAUGAAAAAUCGAAUUACGUCCAUCGUAUUGGAAGAGUCGGUCGCGCCGAACGUAUGGGAUUGGCUAUUUCUCUGGUUAGCAGCGUUCCUGAGAAAGUUUGGUAUCAUGGCGAAUGGUGCUCGUCACGAGGCCGCAACUGCAGCAAUACCAAUAUCACGGAUCAGGGCGGAUGCUGCGUCUGGUAUAACGAACCACGGUAUUUGGCAGAAAUCGAAGAUCACCUGAAUGUGACGAUUCAGCAAGUAGGUCCCGAUAUCAAAGUCCCCUUGGAUCAGUUCGAUGGCAAAGUGACUUACGGUCAAAAGAGAGCAGCUUUAGGCUCUAAUUAUCAGAAUCAUGUGCAACAAAUGGCGCCGAUCGUAACGGAGCUCGCCAAACUCGAAUCGACAGCACAACUGACGUACUUGAAGAGACACAUGACCACUCGUUGAUCGAAUGGUUCAGCAACAUUUGACAAAUGUUGGAGUCAUCGAUGACCCCGAAUAUCGAAAGUCGAGAUCAAAGUGCCAGUGUCUUGGUAAUCGCUUCAAUGUAAAAUAAAAACAUUGAAAAACGCA
This is a messenger RNA of Venturia canescens, 2488 nucleotides long. RefSeq names its product ATP-dependent RNA helicase Ddx1 (gene Ddx1). The transcript is spliced from 12 exons. Bases 170 to 2362 code for a protein of 730 amino acids. NCBI's taxonomy places the organism in Eukaryota, Metazoa, Arthropoda, Insecta, Hymenoptera, Ichneumonidae. Gene Ontology annotation, molecular function: ATP binding; nucleic acid binding; protein binding. The record is from RefSeq and is a predicted model, not a curated record.